Messenger RNA from Danio rerio (zebrafish), 1913 nucleotides. NCBI's taxonomy places the organism in Eukaryota, Metazoa, Chordata, Actinopteri, Cypriniformes, Danionidae. The record is from RefSeq and is a predicted model, not a curated record.
CAUAGUUUAAAUGUGUGCUGAUAAGAUAUGCUACAUGUUACAUUUAAAAGGCUACAUAAAAAUGUCACAUUGUAAUGUUUGUUUAACAAUAUUUUAACACUGCACACAGUUAUAUCUAUGGUGUUUAUACAGAUGCCUGGCAAUUAUCUCUAUUAUUCUAAAGCAGAUUUACUUCACAAGCAUUCAGAGAAUUAACUGGAGACUCACUCUGAUUGGAUCAUUUAAAUAAGUAAGUCGUUGACUUGAAAGAUUGUUUAGUGUGAUUUGUGUAAAGACUUAACAGGUUAACUUUUUUACCCCAUUUAUGAAAUGUAGCACCUUUCAUUAGCAUCCACUGAAAACUGAUUGGCAAUACUGAGUUUCUGUCUGCGGAGGGGGGAGAGGAUGACUCAACAGACAGGCCUUGAACUCUUGAACUAUCCUGGACUUUUUAUUUGUGGUAAAGAAUUGAUAAGAGAUUUUGCAAUGCGUUUGUUUUGUGUGCGCCUGUGUGUUCAUCAGCAGUUUGUGAGAUUUGUGAUAUGUACAAUAACUGAAGCGUAGUCAUCAGUGGAGUUGUGUGUGCGAGUUUUUUGCUGAUUCCAAUUGUCACUUCCUACAAAUGUAGUUUCACAGGAAAGAUCAAGUACACAGUCUUUUAAUGGUCAACGGCACUUGUUACAUGCACGCAUAGGCUAAUAUUUGUCUACAAGUUCUUAAGCAUUACCUGAUUUUUUUUCUUUUUUAAUAUGGACCAUUUUCUCAAUGCAUCUUCAGAAAAAUUCAUCCUCCUUUUUAUUUUCUGCUUGACAAUGUCAUAUGAAACAAAUUGCGAGGUGAACAUUGAUGAUUGUCUGAAUCACCGCUGUCAGAAUGGAGCCACAUGCAUAGAUGGAGUGAACACCUACACUUGCCAGUGCCCACCUAAAUGGACAGGUCAGUUUUGCACUGAUGAUGUGGAUGAAUGCAGACUGCAGCCCAACGCCUGUCAGAACGGAGGCAAAUGCAGUAACACACGCAACGGCUACAACUGUGAGUGUGUGAACGGCUGGAGCGGCCUGGACUGCUCUGAAAACAUUGAUGACUGUGCAUAUACGCCCUGCUUUGCCGGCUCCACUUGCAUCGACCGUGUGGCUUCUUUCUUUUGCAGCUGCCCUCCCGGCAAGACUGGUUUGCUGUGUCACCUUGAUGAUGCCUGCAUCAGUAACCCCUGCAAGAUGGGCGCUGAAUGCGAUACAAACCCUCUCAAUGGCAAAUUCUACUGUAACUGCCCUUUAGGAUACAAGGGCAGGACAUGCGAGGAGGAUAUAGACGAAUGUGUUAUCGGGCCAAACCCAUGUGAGCAUGGGGGCUUAUGUAAAAACACAGAAGGCUCGUUCACCUGUUACUGUGCUUCAGGUUACACCGGCCCACGUUGUGAGCAUAAAAUUAAAGAUUGUGACUUCAACCCCUGCCAGAAUGAUGCCAGGUGCUUUGUUGAGAUGGGAAAUUACAGCUGCAUGUGCAUGGCAAGGGCUUAAGACACACUGUGAUCAGGUGCAUGAUUUGGAAACGGAUAGGUCUCAUUAAUAAUUUGUGCAUAAGAUAUGAUGCAAACAUGCACAGCCUGUAAAUCUCAUGCGUAAUCCCUAAUAACAAAAAUACAGUUAUUCACAAUAACUAUGUACAAUUAUGCACAAGAUUUAUUUAAAUUAUAGGGGUUUAUUAUAAGGUCUGAUUUUGCAUAUUAUACUUGUGUAAAUUGUCUUGGAUUUUGAGACUUUUUCUUAAAAGGUUAAGGAAGUUCAUUUUAAAGUCCUUCCUAAAAUAAAUCCUGCUAGAGAUUAAAGUUCAAAACACUCUGAUGAAUAUUCAGCUCCACAGAUGUUAAAUAUCCCUUUGCUGAUUUAAAAAAAAUAAAAUAAAAACAAAGGAUCUAUAUCCAUCUAUCUUUC